AUGUCCGGCGUCACCGAAUUCAUCUUUUUCCACCUCAACCCCGCCAUCAAACCCGAAGACCCCACCAACAAUGAAGCCGGCGCUUCGCUCCUAGAGCUCUUCAAAAACACCAAACACCAGAACGGAUACCUAGGGUCCUCUUGGGGUCGCUCAAUUGAAGAUGAGAAUGUGGUUGUUUGGGUUAUUUACUGGAAAGACGCCCAAACCUCCCCAACCCUCACUCCCUCCCUAACACCCUACCUUUCCCCAUCCACCCCAUUAACCACCUUCUACGCAACCCUCUCCCCUCCCCCUCCAGCGCACAAAACCCACGAUCUAUCCGCCUCGCCCGUAACCGAGAUCUUCACGCCGUGGUUCCCGACCUCCAUGUCCGCGGACGAGAAGAAGAAACUGCACGAGAGCCUCGUGGCGUUCCGGACCGAGCUGGUGGAGAAUCUCGAGGAAGGGAAACGGCCUCGAGGGUUGGUCAUGGGGCAGGUGGAACGGCCUGGGACGCGGAAGCAUGGGGAUAGUCCGAGCGGGGAGGCGUUUGGGAUGGUGGUGUUGGCGGGGUGGGAGAGCGUGGAGGCGCAUAUGGAGAUUAAGGGGACGGAGGCGUUUGGGAGGGGGAUUGGGCCGAUUAGGGAGUGGAUGUUGAAGGGGGAUGGAGGGGAUGUGGAGAAGGGGGAGGGAGGGUUUGGGAUUAUGAGGCAUGUGAGGUUUCAGAAGGUGGAGUGA
Molecule: messenger RNA, 717 nt
Organism: Aspergillus tubingensis
Lineage: Eukaryota; Fungi; Ascomycota; Eurotiomycetes; Eurotiales; Aspergillaceae
Exons: 2
Coding region: 1-717 (238 amino acids)
Source: RefSeq, a predicted model, not a curated record